Messenger RNA from Tigriopus californicus, 1498 nucleotides. RefSeq lists its product as uncharacterized. The coding region runs from base 489 to 1349 and encodes 286 amino acids. The record is from RefSeq and is a predicted model, not a curated record. The transcript is spliced from 4 exons. NCBI's taxonomy places the organism in Eukaryota, Metazoa, Arthropoda, Copepoda, Harpacticoida, Harpacticidae.
AAGUGGGUGGGGCUUUGGCUCCUAUUCUUCAAGUUGAUCAAGGCCAAGUUUUUGACUUGGACCAAGUUCUGAAAGCCGGUAUUGUCCGAACGGCAGAUGCUGUGAAAUGGGAGAGCGACUAUGUGCAGGAUCAGGAUGGAACCACCCAUCUGAAGGAAGGGACGUCCAAAACCCUGUGGAACUAUAUUACACUACAUUCAGGUCUACGUUUUGAGAUUACGCAGUUGGCAAACACUUGGGGACCAAGCCAGGUAGAGAAUAAUACCUUGGUGGAUUUCUUGCAAACUGGUCUAAUAGACGUUACCUUUACGUCACUGAGCCAUUGCUGCGAUCGUUACCUGCUUCACGACUUCACUCCCAUUCUUCUCAAGCGUGAUUUUGUGGUAGCAUUCUACCCCGUGGAAUUAGAAAAUGAUAUCUAUCUUCGCAUCUUCGCUCCAGAUUUGUGGUUGGCCUUGAUCAUUAUCUUAGGGCUUCUCCUUCUAGUCAUGUAUCUAUUUUCAUGGAUUGAAAUCGACCCAGGAGAUCGCCAAUCUCGUUUCGAUUUUGUCGAUGCUCUAUCCUGGCUUUUUUGCGUGGUCAGUCAACAAGGGUACUCCAAAACACCGUCAACUCUCAGUGGAAAAUUUCUAUUUCUGGUCGGGUUUUUAACAAUUACUUUGGUUUUCCAAGGGUUUUCCGCCAAUGUGAUGACAAUUUUAAGUCGAUCUGAAACCAUCGAUUCAUUGGAAGAGCUCAUUGAACUGAACACCAUGAAUAUUCACCAAUCAGUUUUCCCUCCCUUUCAAAAAGAACUUGAAGACUCAAAAAAGGAGAUAGCCCAAAAAUUGGUUCGAAAAAUCGAAUCCAGCAAAGGCUCAUGGAAGUGUGAAAACACGGCGGUCUCAUGCGACGAAUCGAUCAUGAACCAGAUAGUGUUCCAAAAGGAUCCUAAUAUGGCUUUUGUGGGUCUCGAAAUUUACUUAAGGGACAAAUAUUCCUUUGCCUUCAACAUGUUUGAAAAUCUACCUUGUAGUCUGAAAUGGUUUAAGGUGCCCAUGGGGAGGCAAAGCAUCAUGUACGGGUUGCGGAAACACCUCCCACAAAAACGAAAACUCGACGCUGCUUUCUUCAGAUACCGAGAGACUGGGCUUCUGGGAAAGACAAUACAAAAGUUUAAGCCCAAAAGCCCUCAUUGUGCAUCUUUAAAUGAAUUGCAAUCCAAAGUGGUAUCAUUUCAUCAUGUUAAGAUGGCAUAUUUCUUACUUGUGUUGGGUUACUUGGUCGCCGCCAUUUUAUUCUUGGCGGAGAAAUUCAGCUUCGAAAACAAAACUAAUAAAGAAAGCGAAACUUUCAAUUUAAAAAAUUAGGGCACUGAAAACAAUACAACAUAUUGAUUCUCUUUUGAAAAAUUCAUGUAAGUUGAAUCAUUUCCUAAUUAAUCUCUAAAUCAACCAUUGUUGACAAUGAAGCACAUUGCUUUGGUCCAUACUGAAGAAAUAUACGACUACCUCUUGAA